Messenger RNA from Procambarus clarkii (red swamp crayfish), 6384 nucleotides. Its product is annotated as probable G-protein coupled receptor CG31760. NCBI's taxonomy places the organism in Eukaryota, Metazoa, Arthropoda, Malacostraca, Decapoda, Cambaridae. Gene Ontology annotation, cellular component: membrane. Gene Ontology annotation, biological process: G protein-coupled receptor signaling pathway. The record is from RefSeq and is a predicted model, not a curated record. Gene Ontology annotation, molecular function: G protein-coupled receptor activity.
CUCGUCCUACAUCAUUCCCUCGUCGACCACGAGGCCGAGCGGACGUGUCCGGACGCUCUCCGCCGCCCCUCGCCCCCUCACCCUCACUCGGGAUGAUGGGGUCUCGCGCUCGACUCUUGUCUUCCAAUCAUCUUUUCUGACGCCUUGGAAGACACUGGGGCUUAACCUGAGUGUUUCUGCGUCUUGAUUCACGUCGUGCGGUGACGCGGGUUUAGCGCCAUGUGUCCAAGCCACCUUAAAUACGCCUCUAUUUGAGUUUCCAUCGGAUCAACUGUGAUUUUCUUCUCGAUUAAUUGUGAACAGCUUGAUAUAUUGUUUAAAACGAAACUGAACUUUACUGUUAAUGAUAAUUGAAACAAAAAUCUUUCCAAUCAGUGCAAAGAAACUGGAAAAAUUACAGAGAUGAAAUAAUUACAUGGAAUGUGUCAGCUCCAGUAUUUAAUCAGCUGCUAAGAUCGAAGAGUUAGACUAAUAGAAAGAUGUGUUGGUGUAACAAGUGAGAGAGAGAGUGUACGACACCCAGCUACUAGGCUGUGUAUGGGGUGUGUUGACGAGGCUUCACUCUACCAGUGCACAAGAGAGAAGCGAGAGGAGGCCGCUGGGAUAAUACCACUGACUCACUGUGGGACAGCUGCUGGAUAAGGGUGACGGAGAGGGCCUGAGGGAUGCUGGUGCUGCUACGACUCCAGCACGACGUCUUCAAGUAGGACUCCAUCCUGCUUGGUAGUGGUGGAUGUGGCUUCUCUAGCAGCGCCCAGGACCAAUGAGCGUGAAGAAUGUUGGUGAGUGGGCGUGGCAUCGUGUGGGCGGUCGGGGUGAUCGUCCUGGUGGGCGGAGUGACCCAGCGGGUGGAGGCGAGGGCGGCCCUCUCACAGGAAAUGGAUAGCGUCGAGAGGAAGCAGAUGCUGAGGAAUGUGUCGCAGAAGGAGCAGAUGCUGAACAUUGUGUCGCAGAUCACCACCGGCAGCCUGGGCACCACCUGCGUCUCUGACCCCUUCCACAGGUUCGUGUUGGCGUCGCUGGAGGUGAAACGCUACGACUCUGCUCGCCAGAAGGCCGACCUCCUGGUACGGGUGCUAAGGAACCUGGAAGUUCGCAGUGAAGAGCUGCUGAAGGCAAUGGUGCUUAACUUGCUGGCGUCUGACGAGGUAAUCACCGCCGCCCGGGUGGUGCUGAGGAACGACACCCAACCCUUCGUCGUCUCCACCCACCGCCCACCCUCACAUUACCCGCCCACUGAACCCAACCCUCCCGUCAAUGCCUCCGGAACCAAGCUGUCGGCCGUGACGAACCAGCCUUGGUACGACGACUCGGGGAACACCAGCAAGUUCCAGAACCACAGCAUCGUCGGGAAGCUGGGCUGGUGGACCUAUCCUUACUUCCAUUGCAGGAGUAAGCGGUGGCUACUGAGCUACACCGUACCCAUCACGUCUUCCAGCAUGGCCUCCAGCGACAGGCCAGCAGGCAUCAGUGACGUGGGUUUGGUGAGUCUGGACGUCGAUGUGACCUCGCUUGACAUCAACCAGUGCGACCCUGAGACCAGCAGCAGCCAGCAGCAGACGUCGCAGCGUGACACCCAGUUCGUCUUCUUCCUCGGCACUCAUAAGUGUCACAGGAACUCGUCAGAGUGCGUGUUCACACCUGGGCACGGCUGGGUACGUGGAGGGUACAGGUGCCAGUGUCGUCCAGGCUUCUACCCCAGGAACAAGACCUUCAACGGCACGCAUGUUGAAGUGGCGUGGGAGGGCAAGGUCGAGCGGAACAACCCCACCUACGAGAUGCUGUACGUGUGUCGACCGUGCAAGAAGGAGUGCCCUGAGUGCCACUCAAACAAGCCCUGCAUGGCACACUACAACUGGCCCUUCAGGAUCGCGCUGCUGGUCAUCUCGAGUCUGUGUAUAGUGCUGAGCUUCGUGAUGAUGGGUCUGGUCUACCACUACCGCAGUGUCAAGGUCUUCCGCCUCGCCUCGCCCACCUUCCUCUGCAUCUGUCUCAUCGGCUGCACCAUCAUGUACCUCGAGAUGGCGGCCAUCUUCCCCGUGCUGGACACUUACUCCUGUAUCGCCACCAAGUGGACCCGACACCUAGGCUUCUGUAUCACGUUCUCCUCCUUACUCAUGAAGACCUGGAGAGUGUCGCUGACGUACCGGGUGACGUCAGCACACAAGAUCAAGCUGACUGACAAGCAGCUGCUGCAGUGGCUGACGCCCAUCUUGAUGAUCGUGUUGGUGUACCUAGGCGCCUGGACCCUGAGUGCCACCCCCAGCGCCGUCGAUCUCAAGGACUACAGCCAUCUCAAGUUCAAGCAGUGCCGCUACGACUGGUGGGACCACUCCCUCGCCAUGGGCGAGGUGCUCUUCCUGAUGUGGGGGGUGAAGGUGUGCUUCAGUGUCCGCAAGGCGGAGAGCUUCUUCGACGAGGCCAAGUACAUCUCGUGGGCCGUCUACAACAUUGCCAUCGUUAACAUCGUCAUGGUCACCUUCCACCUGAUCAUCUUCCCCGACGCUGGGCCGGACAUCAAGUACCUGUUUGGGUUCCUGAGGACACAGUUCAGCACCUCCACCACCGUCCUCCUCAUCUUUGGGCCCAAGUUCUACCGGAUCGUGCAGGGGACGGGCGACCAGUACGACAACAGAGCCCGGGCCAAGGGUGUUACUGCCAGCUUCUCGCUCAACGGCCUGGGUGUUAUGAACGAGGAACCCGCAGACCUCUCCCAGGAGAACGAAGAACUCAAGGAGGAGAUCCAAAAGCUGGCGGCUCAGAUGGAGUUUAUGAAGAUCGUCCACAUGGAGAUGAACAACCGCCACCUCAAGCCCAAGCCCGGCGGCUACUUCAGCGACAAGAACUCUGUGAUCAACACGGCUCAGUCUCCAGGGGCCAAGACCAACCCUCCACCCCUACAGGCAUCCAGGGCGUCGGAGGGCAGCAACGAGAACUCCUCCGCCAGACUGUCUCCCGCAGCAGAGCUGGCCUCAGAGAGGGUCUGACUAGUUGCUCAGAGUGAAGAAGUAUGGUUGUGAGCCGUGUCUAUACCUAAGCUAAUAUACCUCCUCUAUCAAAAUUAAAAAGAUAAAUCAUUACUAAAAACGGGGGGAAGGGGGAGGGGAAUGUAGGCGUGUAGUAGGACGGAUAAUUUUGUAAAAAGACAUAAUAUUCACUGUUUUAGCAAAGUUAAUAUAAUGCAUAUAUUGAUACCAAGUUAGAUAAAAAAAAUCCAAGCAAAUAUUGUUUGAAAGUCACAUUUAAUUUCAUAACCAAUGAAGCAGUGUGUGUUGUGUGGGGUGGCAGUGUGUGUGUGUGUUGUUUACAACCAUACUUGGUAUGGUUCCGGGACCAGCACACAAAGCACACCUGUCAUUAGUAAAGUUAAUUGAAUUACACACCUGAUAAAACGCUUCACUGCCUUUUCGUAGUUCAGUACGAACUCUGUAAAGAAUGCAGGUUAAAACCAAACAAUGCAGUAAUUAGUUGUGUUUUUGUAAAUGUCUACCAGUUUUAAUACAGUGCUGCAUUUUAUCAUGUUAGUCGUUAAACACUUAAAUCCUGAAACUGAGUUAUAUACUUUAAUAUAUUAAAUAAUUGCAGUGUCUGUUAAUAGCAUAUAAGAGCAUUGAAACAUCAGAGCUAAACACUGUACGUAUUGAAUUAUCGUAGUAACUCUAGCAAAGAUGUGUUCCCCCGCGGGUGUAGGAAUAAUAUUAGUUUACUGUAACAAAACAGUUUAUCGUUCAGAUCAGUAUUAAAGAUAAUAAGCAGUCCGAAUUCAGUGAUAAGAGUUCUUCAAUGGUGCAGGGAAUGUUAUGAAAGGAGUCAGUCUAUAAAAGUCAAGUUAAGGUAGUCCCUAAUUAGAAAGAGUCCCUUAAUUAAUUUCAACUUUUACUCACCCCAUUUAAAGUCCCAUUUUGGUAGAGGCCAAGGCGCUGCACUCUCAAGUCUUACACAUAACACGAAGGUAACUGUGCAUGCUUAAUUUCGGUCCAUCACCGAACCACAAACUUGUAAUUAUUCGAGGCUAAAGUCUGUAGACUAACAAGAGAACCACUGAGAGUGCAGACGAGGAGUCAUAAUAACGUGGCUGAAAUAUGUUGACCAAACCACACACUAGAAAGUGAAGGGACGACGACGUAUCGGUCCGUCCUGGACCAUUCUCAAGUCGAUUGUGACAAUGACUUGAGAAUGGUCCAGGACGGACGGAAACGUCGUCGUCCCUUCACUUUCUAUUAUGUGGUUUGGUCAAGAACCAUUGAGUGUGUUAUGUUGUGGGUCACAUGGAGAGUGGAGUGCCUCAGCCGGGCCAGAUUACCUCACACCCUCACACAAACUAUCCCGUUUUGGUAGACACACUUUUGAUGGUCCGUCGACUUGAGUUUUGACGGACCGGUUUGCAACUAUGCUUCUUCACCUACAUGAGCAGAACCCUGAUUGAUUACUCUGAAUUACAGGUUAAACUUUUUGCAGACGAUGAGUCACAAUAAUGUGGCUGAAGAUGUAUAAUGACCAAACCACAGGAGGAUUUUCUCCUCAUCUUGUGGUGUCUGGUUUGGUCAUUAGGUUAAACUUUUUUGUGUAAAACCUUGAUGCGAUAUCCUGUCGAGGAAGUCCACCGAUAUUAAGGUUUUGGUAUCAGUAAACUACAGAAAUUGAUGUUGCAUUGUGACAUUACUUAUUCUGCUGCCAAAUGAGGUCAAGGAGAUGUUACUAACCUGAGCAUUAAGUAGAAAAUCCUAAUGAAGUGUCAUUAAGUCACAGAUGAUAAUCUGUAACCUAAUGACGAUUCCCCAAAUCCCAUUCAUUUCUGCAAAGUCAACUUUAUUCCCAAUAAGGGAAACAGAUUCCAGUUAUAUUGCUCAUUGCAUAAUAAGUUAUGCAGUAAAAGACAAAAUAUUAAAAUAGGCGAUGGAGGACAAGCGAGCAAACAUUCCAGUCAGACAUUCCUUACAUGCCAGCAGUAGACGGACACAAGAGCCGCCCCUGGGGGGACGGAAGAGCUCCCCCUGGAGGGACGCAAGAGCCUUCCCCUGGAGGGACGGAAGAGCUCCCCCUGGAGGGACGGAAGAGCCCCCCAUGGAGGGACGCAAGAGGCUUCCCCAUGGAGGGGCGCAAGAGCUCCCCCUGGAGGGACGGAAGAGCUCCCCCUGGAGGGACGGAAGAGCCCCCCAUGGAGGGACGCAAGAGCCUUCCCCCUGGAGGGACGGAAGAGCUCCCCCUGGAGGGACGGAAGAGCCCCCCAUGGAGGGACACAAGAGGCUUCCCCAUGGAGGGGCGCAAGAGCCUUCCCCCCAUGGAGGGACGCAAGAACCCCCCCUGGAGGGACGCAAGAACCCCCCUGGAGGGACGCAAGAACCCCCCCUGGAGGGACGCAAGAACCCCCCUUGGAGGGACGCAAGAACCCCCCCUGCAGGGACGCAAGAGCCCCUCCUGGAGGGACGCAGAGCUCCCUCAGUCUCCACAGUGCAUCCAACGUGAUGUAUAAUGUGCCGUACGUACUCACACUAAUGAGUGAAGGAACUGUUUUAAUCACUCGGCAAAUACUGACUUGCGAGGUUAUAGACUUAAGGAGGAAUUGCUAUAUAGGUCUCUCGAGAAACGGCCUACUUUAACAAAGUGAGGGAUCAAUGAGACUGUGUUGGAAGGUCUCUGAACUAGACAAGGGUUUGUCGGGACCAAAGACAGAAAAAAGUAAUAUUUUUUAACUGGACACAUUUGUAGCUGACGCCGCAUUUAAAGUUCAUGAACUUUUGAUUUUAUAUAAUUAUUUUUUGUUUGUACUUGGCCAUGCAAAUUGGCAUGGAACUUUUGUUAUUCCCAUUAGUAUUUUGUUGUAUUUUGGAUUCUUAGUAGGAGAGAUUUAAGGAUGGCUGGUUUACCAUCCUAAGACAUGAAAGCCGUGAAACUGAUGACUUGCUAUAUAUAAUACUUGAACUGACUGACCAUGGGAAAUGAACAAUUUUCUACAGAUAACCUGAGCCCCAAAAUGUUUCCUGUGUAACAAUUGAGUAGAUAAGUGUAUAUUUUCUUUGGUCGAAGUCAGUUCAUUUUCUCUGAAGAAGAUCCUGUCAUAGAAAACAGAUCUUUUUCAGGAGAAACUCGAGAGGAUUACCAUACUACUGUCGAAGUAAUAUGGUAACUUUGGGUCAUUGUCAAAAUGUCUAUACCAUCAGUGUUCAAUGUCAAAUUUGUCGUUUGUUUUAUCCUAACAAAAAUGAGAGCAUAAAUAUUAAGAAGUAUAGUCAUAUCUGAGCCUGUUGUUACGCUGCAUGGGUAGUGAGUCUUGUACAAUGUAUAUCGCCUGGUUCAACCUUCUAACUUUAAGGACGUAACAAUUCCUGUUGAAUGGAUUCCAUAUGUUUAGAUUUAAAGUAACAAAUAAAAGAUCACCAUGUU